AUGAUUUUGCAAAGGCAAGAGACAGAGAUGGCUGCCAACUUGGCCAGCUUGCAGAAGGCGUGGGCUGAGGAUGAGAGAUUGAGCCCGAUACUUGGGGAGGACCAAUCCUUGGAACUGACCAACCCUCCCAACGCGUUCAACGGCUGUCAGGCUCUAGCAGAGCUUAACGAGGUCAGUGCCAACCCUCAAGUACCCCAGCUGGGAUGUGGCGCGGUCUCCUUGCUGUCCACCGACCCACAAGUGCUGGAGGUGACGAAGCAAUUGGAAUCUGUGGCCGAGGAGGCUAGGGGCUUCCUCACCCCCACGGCUGGAGCGGUGGCGAUGCUGCGACAGCCCUAUGAGCAGCAAAGUGGGGGGGUGCUGGGGACGCUGCAAAGCGUGAAAGAUACCUAUGAGAAGGACCUCAAGGAGCUGCGAGGAGCUGAGGAGUCACAGAAGCAGAGCCACGGCAUCUUGCUACAGCAGCUGCAGUCAGAACAGGCUGAGCUGUCCAAGAUGAUGGAGAUGACCCAGGCCGAGCUGGCGAGCACUGAGGAGGAGCUGCUCACGCGGAAGUCCCAGCUGGCGAAGGCCAAGGCAGACCUGGACUCGGAAAGUGCAUUGAAAGCUGAAACCGAGAAAAUCCUGGUGCAGAAGACGAGCGCUUUUGAGGAGCGCAAAGAGCUUCGCUCCCAGGAAGCCACGGCCAUCGCCAAAGCCACUGCUGUGCUGAACAGCGAUGCCGCCUUUGCCACCUUCGGCCAGGUCACAGGUGCCAGCUUUGUGCAGAUGGGAGCUGCUCCCAAGCAGGCCGCCCUAGUGGCCCUCCUCCGCCGCGCGGCGCGAGAGAACGCGCACUCCGCGCGGCUGGGGCAUGCUGCCACGGUGGCCGCCACGGCGCCAUUUGCCAAGGUGAUUGAAGAGAUUGAGACGAUGCGGAAAGUUAUCCAGGCGGAGGGCAAGGCCGAUGACAAGAAAUCCGUUUGGUGCGCGGCAGAGUUGUCCAAGAACACGGCUGGCCAGACGGCCAAGACUGGCCAGAUGGACACCCUGAAGACAGCGAUCACCGAGCUGGACACUACCCUCACAGGCGUGGAUGGCUUGGAGCUGAUGCUGAAGCAGUCCAGGGAGGAUCUGAAGCGGAACGAGGAGGAUCAGGAGGACAUCACCGCCACCAGGAAGUCAGAGAAUAAGAACUACCAGAAGAAGGUGCAAGAUUUUUCAGAUUCGCAGAAUCUGGUGAAGACAGCCAUGACGGUCUUGCAGCAGUACUACACCAAGCUGGCCCUCCUUCAGGGGGAGUCGAAGUUGCGAGGCCAGGAAGUGCUGAAGAUGUUGCAAAACGUCUUGGAUGAUACCAAGUCUGAGGAGGAUGCAGCCCACAAGACCGAAGGGGAGGCUCAGGCCAGCUUCGAGGACAACUUAGCGCUGUUGACUCAGUCCGAAGCUGACUUGAAGAAGAGCAUCACUGAGACGACCAAGGAGAUUGCUGACACCAAGCAGGAGCUGACUGAGAAGCAUGAGAUGCUUGAGAAGACCAAGCAGGAGAAGAUGUCCUUGGCACAGUAUUUGGCGGACGUGCAGCCGGACUGCGCGUGGCUGAAGGCUGCGCUGGGCCAGCGGGAGGCCAACCGACGGGCAGAGACAAAGUCGCUGACGGAAGCCAUUCAGUUGAUCAAGGGAAUUGGGCCAGCUCCUCACACAUCACGUUCCGCCAAGAAACUCAUUGCUGGCAAAGUCUCGAGAGACUGCCUUGGAAAGGCCAUGAGUACAGUGGCUCGGCAGCAUCCGCCUCCAGCUUUUCGCGAAGGCUGGAGGAAUGGGCCCCGGACUGGCGACGCCUGUGACGCACGACGUUUGGCGGGCUUGAUCUUGGCUGCUCCAUUGACAGCCUAUCGCCGUCAGGUGCAGAAGGUCAGGGGCGUGCCUUAUCGAUCCCGCGUCCGGCGGAAUGCCGAAGCGGCCAUGGCGGUAGGCCAGCCUGGGCAGCAAAUCAUCUUCUUCGGUGGGAAGGGUGGUGUAGGCAAGACGUCCUCGUCUUCAUCCUUUGCGGCUGCCUCGGCGGCAGAGGGCAAGAAGGUGUUGAUCAUCUCCACGGACCCGGCGCAUUCCUUGGGCGACGCUCUUUGCGAGCCCUUGAAUGGCCGGCCCAGAGAAGUGGCAGACAACCUCUUCGCCAUGGAGGUGGAUCCCGAGGAGGCCUUAAAGGAGCUCAGGGAGAGCUUGAAGAUGCUGGACGCCAAGGCGUUACUGGACUCGCUUGGCUUGCCGGGUGGCACCACGGCGGCUUUGGGACUCACGGAGUUGUCCGAACUCUUGGAGUCCGGGCAUUUUGCCAGUGCCAUCCAUGAUGCAAUGCAAGUUGCAGUGGUCAACCUGCAGUUGCCACAUCCAGUUACCUUGGGCCUUGUCGCGAUGGCGCGGCCGCCGGGCUUGGUCAGUGAUGGGGUUGCAUGGCCGGAAGUGGUGGCCUUGCAGGCGCAGGUGAAAAGCAAGGAGGCUGAGCUGUUUGCCAUGAAGCGGCAGUUGCAGGCGAUGACGCAGCAGAACUCCCCCAGUGGCAUGAGGCCGGCGGAGAGUGGUGGCCAACCGCUGUCCAUCAUCAUUCCAAUGGGAGGCUCUGGUGCCGACUUUGCAGAGGCUGGCUUCAGGAUGCCAAAGCCUCUGGUGAACAUUGUGGGGCGACCGGUGCUGAUGUGGGUCCUGGAUUACCUCAGCAUCACCAAGGAGGACUCCAUCUUCUUGGCAGUGCCUGCGCCCAUCCUGAAGCAGUACGAUAUCAAGAAGAUGUUGGCAAGGAUGCUACCCCAGGUGAAAGUCAAGGUGAUCGUGCUGCCCUUCGAGACCAGGGGUUGGCUCGAGACAGUGCUAUCGGUCGCCAGGCAGAUGAGUGCCAAGGAGAGCCGAAAUCGCCUCGUUACGCUCGAUAGCAGCAGCAUCUACCACGGGGUGGAUUUGCUACAUCUCUGUCGCUCCUCAGAGGCUCAGUUUGCCUCUGUUUACUUUGACUUGGGACAGGCCCCAGUCUCGGGCACAGGCCUACAGCGAGCGAACUUCUCCUAUCUCAGGAUGUCAGAUGAUGGGAAGAUCCUGGAGGUGAAAGAGAAGUCGGUGAUCUCUUCCAUGGCCAACUGCGGCACCUACAUCUUCAAAAGUGCCGCGGAGUUUCGCCAAGCGUCUGAGGGCCUGUUGGAAUGUCCGGAGGAGGCCACCAAGGGUGGGCUCUAUGCCUCCAGUUUGAUGUCGUGGAUGAUGUCCCAUGGGGAGGACUUCUUUGGCCUCCCCGUGAACUGCCAAGAUGUGGCCUUGGUUUCCACCCCUCCUCAGCUCGAGGAUUUCGUGCGGAAGGUCUCCAGUGGCCAGGUCCUAGUCUCCCGCACCAUGCGUUUCUGCUUCGACCUGGACGGCACCUUGGUGCAUCCCAACGAGAGCGGCGGGGUGGAGCCUGUUCCCAACGCCAUUGAACUGGUGCGGCAGCUCCACAAGGCGAAGCAUACCAUCAUCAUCACCACCAGUCGCGGAAUGAUGCCCGGGGGCGGAGUAGACCUGGCGAUUGCUGACCAGGGCUACGACACCUUCAAACUCCUGGAGCAGUUGAAUAUCCCUUACGACGAGCUACAUUUUGGGAAGCCCUAUGCGGACAUCACCGUCGAUUCACAUGCGAUCAACUCCCAGGGAGAUCUGAGCCGAGAGCUCGGCUGGUAUGUGGGUCAGGCGGGAGGUCAAAUGUUGGAGGGCGCUAUCGAUGCCCGAGCCUUCAACACGGUGAGAUCCAGUGGGAAAUCCUUGGUCAUCAAAUCCUCCACGCCCGACGUGCUGAAGGGCGAGUGCCAUUGGUAUCGGAGCAUUCCACCGGACUUGGCGUGUCACUUCCCACAUGCCAUGGAUAUCCAGGAGGGCGAUGCCUCCAAAGAUGGUUCGGUGUCCACCAUCACCAUGUCCAAGGUGACGGGUGUGACCUUCUCACAUUUGGUCACGGCUCGAUUGCUGAUGCCUGAGUGGCUCAGGCGCUUAGUUCGUACCUUGCGGAAGAUCCAUGAGCAAAAGGCACCUGAAGCCUGGAAGGAGUUGGUGGAGGAAAAAGUCACCAACGCUCAGCUGUGCUCCAACUAUGGGCCCAAGGUCAAGAGAAGAACUUUGGAGCACAUAUCUUUGUAUGAUUCUUUGGCCGAGGAGCUGGGAAUCAACACCCGGCAGAUGGCGGACGUCUUGAUCCGCUUUCUGGAGGAGUUUGAAUCCUCCCAGCGGGCGCAACAUGCCAACUACAUCCAUGGCGAUCCGGUGUUUUCCAACAUCCUCCGCACCAAUGAUGACCAGAUUGUGAUGAUCGACAUGCGUGGCCAACUGGGGAAGGUGAUCACCACCCAGGGAGACGUGCAUUAUGACCUCAGCAAGGUGUUCCAAAGCCUCUGUGGCUACGAUUUCAUGCUGUUGGAUCAGAAUCUGGACGAACCUGCGAGUGAAACCUUUGAUUCCCUGCGCGCGGCCUUCUGGGAAGAAGUGAAGGCCCUGUACCCAGAGGUCUCUCAUCGCCAAGUGUCCCCCCCGCCUGGCGUGGAUGAAAUUGCGGCUGUCGCCAAGGCCAUCACCGAGACCGAAGGUUUUGACAUGGUGAUUUUCGACACUGCACCCACAGGUCAUACUCUGAGAUUACUGGAAGUUCCAACUUUCCUCAUCAACUUCAUCGACCGCGCCUUGAGUGUGCGAAAGAGCAUCGGCGGGGUGUUGGGCAUGCUGGGGUUGGGCCUGGCAAGUGGUGCUGAUGACAAGCUGGAUGAGGCGGAGAAAAAGGUGAGGUCGAUCCGAGAUCGAGUCGCUUUCCUGAGCCGUGCCCUGAAGACCCCGCCCAGUCCGAAGGGCGUCGUCUCCAACGGCGCCUCUGCAGAGUUCGUGGUGGUCACCCGCCCCACGGAACUGGAUGCGGCGGAAGCGGAGCGACUGGUUCAUGAACUGAAGGCUCAGGGCAUCUGCUGUCGAAGGCUAGUGGUGAAUCAGAUCAUCCAAGAGGCCAGCGGCGAAGCCUAUUGGCAAGCACGCGUGGAGUCGCAGGGCAAGAUUCUGAAAGAGUUGCGCACCACCUGUGAAGCGCGGAAGUUGCCUCUGUACGAGGUUGGUGAUCGACCGGAAAACCUGGUAGGUCCACCUGCUUUGGGCUACUUAGCCUCGCUCGCCUUCGGCGAUGGCGCGCUGCCCAGCACGCAAGUCACCCUCUUCGGAGGCAAGGGCGGCGUGGGGAAGACAUCCAUGAGUUCGGCCAUGGCUGUAAAGACAGCCAUGGAAGGACAAAAGGUGUUAAUCAUCUCUACGGACCCUGCCCAUUCCUUGGGCGAUGCCUUGGGAUGUAAACUCUCGGUGGACGCACUCAGCGGUCUAAACCGGCCAAAGGCCGACAUUGACCAAGUUCGCAGCGGUCAAGCGCCUAACAAAUUUGGCCCGGGCCAAAUGCGCGGUGGCGAAGUCUUUUUUUUAGUAUGGAGCUGGUCCUGUUUGCUGCCAAGCAGCGCUGUUACGAAAGUGGCAGAUAUGAACAUGGAGUUUGCCUCUCAGUUGGUUUUAGGCCACGAUGAUGGCAACUGGCAGGAAGCCACUCAGAGCCCUGCCUUGCACCGAGCCGGAUUGCUGGGUUCAGGCCAAGUGCUGGGACUGGGAGAUACCGGGGUGGAUGCCUCAACUUGUGCCUUUCAAGAUGCUACUUCAGUGGUGCCCUAUGGCCGAAGAAGCGCCAGCCACCGGAAGAUUGCGGGGUACUUCUCGGCAGGUGGGGACAAUCAAGACAGCAAACUGGGCCAUGGGACACACAUUGCAGGCGCCAUGGUUGGCCAAUUGCUGUCAUCAGAGGCCCAAGCCUUAAAUGAGCCGGAGAACCUGGGGAUGGCCCCUGCUGCGCGCCUGGUGGUGGUUGAUGUGGAAAGGGCAAGCGAGCCGGGAGUGUACAAGGUUCCGGAGUCAUCCAUCGACACCUAUUACUUUGAUUUCUUCAGGAAUUCUGAGGCCAACAUUGUUUGCUCUCCAUGGAGCUAUGAAAACAACUUGCCUUUGGAGAACAGAGUGGACAGCUAUGUCUGGAAUCACCCCACGUUUCUGCCGGUCUUCCCUUCCGGCAAUGUCCGGGCGCAAGCAACUGACAAGAGGGCGGAGUCGCCGUGCACUGCGAAGAAUGCCCUGUGUGUGGGGGCCUCCUACAACGCGCCCCGCUUGUAUCAGGAGCAACCCUCCUUCGUUCACAGUGCCCUGCUGUUAGGCCUUGGCAAUUGUGUAGGUGAUGCACGCAGCAGCUGCGCCACUGAGCUGGAGGCCCUACCGGCCUUGUUUGGCGCCACCAAACCCAGUGCACAGACCCUGGCCUUGUGCGAAGCAGUGGUGGAUGACUGUCUCACCUUUCGCGCUGCGUGUCCGGAGUGUGCCUAUGAUCCAGCACGUCUGCAGCAGGCUGUGGAUGCACCAGUGACGGAAGCAUCGCCUGCGGAGGCCUGCACUGCACUCAGUGCAUUUCCCAGAGGUCAUGUGUGUCUGGUGCACCGGGGCUCUUGCAGUUUCCUGCUGAAAGCGAAGCAUUGCUCCGAUGCUGGUGCGGUGGGCGUCAUCGUGGUGAAUGGGGCAGGGCAGAGCAUGGUGGUGAUGACAGGCGACCACACUGAGAUCCAGCAGUAUGGCUUAAUCCUUCCAGUGAUGAUGGUCUCCUCCAAUGAUGGCAGCAGGUUGAUCUCCCCAGACGCGCGGCUGACCUUUCCCGUGCUGAGCGCUUCGGUGGUCCCCCAGGCGAGGGCGCCCUACAGCCGUUUCGGAGGGCUGCAGCGGAUGAAGCCCGAGCUGCUGCUACCAGGGGACGGCAUCAGCUCUGUCAAAGUGGGCUUGGAGUGUGGCUUUCAGCAGAUGAGUGGCACCUCUCAGAGUUGCGGCCUGGCAGCUGGCGCCGCAGCGCUGGUGCGCGAGUACCUCAGCGACUGGGCGGAAAGGUCAGAGGCUCGGCUCAGCGACGUGUGGGCCUCGAGUAUCAAGGCGUUGCUGGUGGCGUCUGCCAAGCUGGAUAGGAGGUGGGUCACCAGUGCCUCCACCGUGAUGCUCCCGGAGGUGGGUUUUGGGGUGCCCUCCCUGGCGUCGUUUCUUCCGAUCCCCGCAGGGCCUGGGCUGGUGGCGAUCCAGUCGCAGGUGGAUCUAGCAGGACCUCAGCGAUUUUGUUUGGCCAGGACCUCGGACCAAGGGGUUUCACUGGCCGUGACGUUGGCAUGGACCGAUCCACCAUCGAAUGAUGGGGCUUUGGUUCAUGAUUUGGAUUUAGAAGUGCUAUGCGACGUCUCCAACUGGGUGGUGAACCUGGGGAAUGGUGGCACAAGUCCUGACAUGGUGAACAAUGUGGAGAAAGUCUUGUUGUUGAGCUAUGAGAGCUUCUCCUCAGUGUUUUGCAUUGCCAAGGUCACAGCCGAAAGCGUGUCGACCCGAUCGCCUCAACCUUUCUCCCUGGUGGCCAGCGGCUUUCAGCUCUCGCAGUGUGCCACGUCACGGGCACCAGACUGUGGAACCCAAGGAUCGGCAGUCAGGUUCCAAGAAAACCAAUGGGCUUGCAGAUGCUUCCCACCCUACCUGGGUCCUUUCUGUGAUCAGCAAGCUGUUGCGCUACCUUUGACGGACAGCACCCAGCCGGUGUCAGCGCAGGAGUUGAAACCCUGGCAGUGGUCCUUCUACACCUUCGAGAUCACUUGCGGAGCCGGUGAAUACCGGCUGCGCAUCCAGCAGCCCACGUCCGCAGAGGGGAUCCUGGUCACUCGCUGGUCCUGGGGCCACCUCCACACUGCCUUGGCUGAUUCCACAGCAGCAGGGCUGGUGGUCAGCAGCUCGAGCUCGGAGUUGGACACGGGCAGGGUGACCACUCUGGCGGUUCAAGUCGAUCCGCAGGUCCUUGGUGAUCUGCGGUCACUCUUCGUGGGCCUCCAGUGGCAAGGUCGCAAUGGUAAAAGUGCUGCCCAGCUGAGCUGGGUGGCAGGAGAGGGAACCAGUUGUGGCACAGACUCAGCUGAGUCCAAAGAGAGUGGAAAUUCAGAGCAGCUUGUGCUUUGGAUUUGCCUGGCUGUCGUGGGUAUCACAGCUAUCCUGGCAGCAGUUGUCAUUUUGAAAUAUCUCCGUGGCAGACAGAUGGUCUUGCCAUAUGCAUCUAGCCAGAGGGAUGUGGAGCAAGCAGACUCCCAAACCUCCAAGCAAGAGUGGCAGUUUGAAUCCUAA
Messenger RNA from Cladocopium goreaui, 8196 nucleotides. The record is from the annotation of a GenBank genome assembly. NCBI's taxonomy places the organism in Eukaryota, Dinophyceae, Suessiales, Symbiodiniaceae.